Messenger RNA from Thamnophis elegans (Western terrestrial garter snake), 7830 nucleotides. It is a transcript of the gene FN1, whose product is annotated as fibronectin 1. Gene Ontology annotation, molecular function: proteoglycan binding; integrin binding. Gene Ontology annotation, biological process: cell-substrate junction assembly; heart development; nervous system development. The record is from RefSeq and is a predicted model, not a curated record. The coding region runs from base 147 to 7019 and encodes 2290 amino acids. Gene Ontology annotation, cellular component: extracellular region. The transcript is spliced from 44 exons. NCBI's taxonomy places the organism in Eukaryota, Metazoa, Chordata, Lepidosauria, Squamata, Natricidae.
UGCCCUUCUCGCAGCCUGCAGGGCUUCCGUCAGCGUGGAGAAGCGGAGAGGCGGCAAGAGGAGAAGCCGCCGUUUCCCUGCAUUGAUCGACCGCUUCGCCUCCGGGUUCAAAGAAGAGCCGCUGGUUCUCCCGACAGCUUCCCAAGAUGCCGGGCGGCCGAUGGAAGCGAGCGGUGCUCUUGGUGCUGCUGAGCCUUUGUUCGGGCGCGGCGGCCGGGGGCUCUCAGCCCCGCGGGGGGAAAAGCAAGAGGCAGGCGCAGCAGAUCGUCCAGCCCGCCCUGCCCGCCGGCCACAACAAGCGUGAGUGGUUCUGGGAGGGAUGCUAUGACAAUGGACAACAUUACCAGAUCAACCAGCAGUGGGAGCGCAUUUACUUGGGGAGCACCCUGGUCUGUACUUGCUAUGGAGGCAGCCGAGGAUUCAACUGUGAAAGCAAACCGGAGCCGGAAGAAACCUGUUUCGAUAAAUUCACUGGGACUACUUAUCAAGUAGGGGAAACCUAUGAACGCCCAAAGGAUUCCAUGAUCUGGGACUGUACUUGUAUUGGCGCUGGGCGUGCAAGAAUCAGUUGCACUAUUGCAAAUCGAUGUCAUGAAGGUGGCCAGUCUUACAAAAUUGGUGAUACCUGGCGCAGGCCGCAUGAGACAGGAGGCUUCAUGUUAGAAUGCGUCUGUCUUGGCAAUGGAAAGGGUGAAUGGACUUGCAAACCAGUUGCUGAGCGAUGCUAUGAUAACACAGCUGCGACAUCGUAUGUUGUUGGAGAUGUUUGGGAAAAGCCCUAUCAGGGCUGGAUGAUGGUGGAUUGCACGUGCCUCGGCGAAGGCAACGGGAGGAUUACCUGCACUUCCAGAAAUAGAUGCAAUGAUCAAGACACCAAGAGAUCUUAUCGAAUUGGAGAUACCUGGAGCAAGAAGGAUAACAGAGGAAAUCUCCUUCAGUGUAUCUGCACAGGGAAUGGCAGAGGGGAAUGGAAAUGUGAAAGGCAUUCCUCUUUACAAGCCACAGGCAUAGGCAGCGCAUCUGCAACUAUCACAGAUGUACGGACUGCACUCUACCAACCGCAGCCCCAGCCGGCUCCUUCUGGACAUUGUGCAACUGACAGUGGCAUGAUGUAUAUUUUGGGAAUGCAGUGGCUUAAGACACAGGGAAGCCAGCAUAUGCUAUGUACUUGUCUGGGCAAUGGAAUCAGCUGCCAGGAAACAGCUGUGACCCAAACUUACGGUGGCAAUUCCAAUGGAGAGCCUUGCGUUUUCCCAUUCACCUAUCAUGGAAGGACUUUCUAUUCGUGCACUUCCGAAGGACGUCAGGAUGGGAAUCUCUGGUGCAGUACAACCUCCAACUUUGACCAGGAUAAGAGCUACGCUUUUUGUACAGAGCAAAAUGUGUUGGUUCAGACACGUGGUGGAAAUUCCAAUGGUGCCCUGUGUCACUUCCCUUUCCUUUAUAAUAAUCGGAAUUACACUGAUUGUACUUCUGAAGGACGAAGAGAUAACAUGAAGUGGUGCGGAACUACCUCAAACUAUGAUGUUGAUGAAAAGUUUGGAUUUUGUCCCAUGGCAGCUCACGAAGAAAUUUGUACAACAAAUGAGGGUGUUAUGUAUCGUGUUGGAGAUCAGUGGGACAAACAGCAUGAUAUGGGCCAUAUGAUGAGAUGCACGUGUGUGGGAAAUGGACGUGGAGAAUGGACCUGCAUUCCAUAUUCCCAGCUCAGAGAUCAGUGUGUAGUUGAUGGGGUCACAUAUGACGUUAAUCAGACUUUUCACAAACGUCACGAAGAAGGACACAUGCUGAACUGUACAUGUUUCGGCCAAGGUCGGGGGAGAUGGAAAUGUGAUCCUAUUGACCAGUGCCAAGAUUCAGAAAGCCAGACCUUUUACCAGAUUGGGGAUUCGUGGGAGAAGCAUGCUCAUGGAGUGAGAUAUCGGUGUUACUGUAAUGGCCGAGGUAUUGGAGAGUGGAACUGCCAGCCUUUGAACACAGGUUCCCCUGGUCACCCUGUCCAGGUGAUUGUCACAGAUGUUCCAAUCCAACCUGAUUCUCAUCCUAUCCAGUGGAUUGCACCUGAGUCCUCUCACAUUUCCAAUUAUAUUCUUCGCUGGAAACCGAAAAAUUCUGGAGUGCGAUGGAAGGAAGCUAGAAUUCCAGGCUAUUUGAAUUCCUACACAAUCUCAGGCCUGAAACCGGGUGUCCUUUACCAGGGGCAGCUGAUAAGCGUCCAGCAUUACGGUCAGAGAGAAAUGACCCGCUUUGAAUUCACUACCUCUAGUACAUCAUCUAUUUCAUCUAGCCGUGUGACGGGAGAAACAACCGUCCUUCCCUCCGUCGUCUCUAUUUCCGAAUCUGUCACGGAAAUCACAGCCAACAGCUUUGUGGUCUCUUGGGUUUCUGCCUCAGACACCGUCUCAGGAUUCCGUGUGGAAUAUGAACUGAGCGAAGAUGGGGAUGAACCUAAAUAUCUUGAUCUUCCAAAUACGGUCAAUUCAGUUAGCAUUCCCAACUUACUUCCGGGUCGUAACUACAUUAUCAAAGUCUAUCAAAUUUCAGAGGAAGGAGAGCAAGAUCUAAUUCUUUCAACAACACAGACAACAGCACCUGAUGCUCCUCCGGAUCAUCUUGUAGAAAAUGUUGAUGAUACUUCAAUUCUUGUCAGCUGGAGCAGACCAGAAGCGCCAAUCACAGGUUACCGGAUUGUUUAUACUCCUUCGCUGGAAGGUAGCAGCACAGAACUCAAUCUCCCUGAAUCUGCAACAUCUGUGACACUCAGUGACUUGAUGCCUGGUGUUCAAUACAAUAUCAGCAUUUAUGCUGUGGAAGAAAACCAGGAAAGUGCUCCUAUCUUCAUUCAGCAGAAAACCACCGGAGUGCUAAUGGCAGAUGAGAUUCAUCCUCCCCAGGACCUUCAAUUUUUGGAAGUUGGCAGUGACAAAAUAACCAUCAUGUGGCGCCCCCCUGAAAGUGCAGUGGUUGGUUAUCGUGUAGAGAUUAUUCCAAUUAACCGCCCUGGGGAACAUGGCCAGAGGUUACCCAUUAGCAGACAUACAUUUGCUGAGGUCACAGAACUUUUGCCUGGAACAACGUACCUUUUCAAGAUCUACGCUGUAGGACAGAACACGGAGAGUGAACCAUUAACUGGAGAACAAACAACGAAACUUGAUGGCCCAACCAAUUUGCGGAUUGUCAGUGAGACACCCUCUACUGCGCUGGUCACAUGGAAGCCCCCGAGAGCCCGCAUUGCAGAAUACCAACUUACUUUGCAGCCUAUUCCAGAUGGUCAUCCGAAACAAUACACUGUGGGGCCGUCAGCCGCCAAAUACCUGCUGAGGAACUUGCAGCCUGGCUCUGAGUAUACUGUGUCUCUCGUGGCUGUCAAGGGUCAUCAAAAGAGCAAUCCAGAAAAGGGAACCUUCACAACACUGCAAUCCGCAGGACCAGUUCCUCCGUAUAACACUGAAGUAACAGAGACUUCCAUUAUUGUUACCUGGAUACCUGCACCUAGACUUGGUUUUAAGCUAGGAGUGAGACCCAGCCAAGGUGGAGAAGCUCCAAGGGAGGUCAUCUCAGAAUCCGGAAGCAUCGUUAUAUCUGGCCUAACUCCUGGUGUAGAAUAUAUCUACAGCAUUAAUGUUAUUAAGGAUGGUCAAGAAAGAACAACGCCUAUCGUCAAGACAGUAAUCACACCACCAUCUCCUCCCACAAACUUGCAUCUUGAUUCUAACUCUGACACUGGAUUCCUUACUGUUUCUUGGGGAAAAAGCACCACUCCAGAUAUCACUGGAUACAGAAUUACAACAGUUCCUACAAAUGGGCAAGAAGGCUACACUCUGGAGGAGCAAGUGAAAGCAGAAGAUACAUCCUGUGUUUUUGAAAAUUUGAGUCCUGGUGUGGAAUACAAUGUCAGUGUUUACACACUCAAAGAUAAUCAAGAGAGUUUGCCCAUCUCCGAAACCAUCACACAAGCUGUUCCUCCCCCAACGGAUCUCCGUUUCACCAAUGUGGGACCUGACACCGUCAGAGUAACCUGGACUCCGCCGGCAUCUGUUGAAUUGAGCAGCUUCUUGGUUCGCUUCUCACCCAUGAAGAACAAGGACGAUGUCGCAGAACUUUCCAUCUCGCCUUCCGACAGCGCCGUGGUCUUAACAAAUCUUCUUCCUGGCACAGUAUACUUGGUCAAGGUCUACAGUGUAUAUGAACAACAUGAGAGUAAACCUCUGAGUGGAGAGCAGAAAACAGGCCUUGAUUCCCCCACCGGACUGGAUUUCUCAGAAAUAACAGCCCAUUCUUUCACCGUCCAUUGGAUCGCUCCUCGCUCCCCCAUCUCUGGCUAUAAAAUACGCCACCACCUUGAGCAAGGUGGAGGUAGACCCAAAGAAGUCCGUGUUGCACCAUCGCGCAACUCCAUCACACUCACAGAUCUCAUCCCAGGGUCAGAGUAUGUGGUUAGCGUGUCUGCCUUCUAUGGCAAAGAAGAGAGUUUGCCCUUAAUUGGACAGCAAAGCACAGUUUCCGAUGUCCCAAGAGACCUACAGGUGACUGCUACUGGCCCCACUAGUCUAGUCGUUUCCUGGGAUGCACCUGCUGUUACAGUUCGAUACUACAGGAUCACAUAUGGAGAAACAGGUGGCAGUGGGCCUGUUCAAGAGUUCACCGUUCCUGGCCAUGUCUCCACUGCUCCGAUUUCCGAUCUUAAGCCUGGAGUGGAUUACACCAUUACUGUGUAUGCUGUCACUGGGCGAGGGGACAGUCCUGCCAGUAGCAAACCCAUCAGCAUAAAUUACCAAAUAGAGGUUGAUACACCAUCGCAGCUGCAAGUGACCGAUGUCCAAGACAACAGCCUGACUGUGAAGUGGCAGCCUUCUUCUUCCCCAGUGACUGGUUACAGAGUGACAGCCACCCCCAAGGACGGCCAUAGCCCCACAAAAACUAGAGUCCUUUCUGCAGAACAAACAGAAGUCACAAUUGAUGAACUACAGCCUACAGCUGAGUAUGUGGUUAGCGUCUAUGCCCAAGGGCCAAAUGGAGAAAGCCAGCCUUUGGUUGAGAAAGUUGUUACAACAAUCCCACCUCCUACGAAUCUGAAAUUUAUUCAGGUUGCUCCAACAAGUCUCACACUAACCUGGACUGCACCAAACGUGAAGCUUACUGGAUAUCGAGUGAGAAUAAAUCCCAAGGAAAAGACUGGCCCAAUGAAAGAAAUUAACCUUGCUCCAGAUAGCACAUCUGCUGUUAUCUCUGGACUAAUGGUGGCAACUAAAUAUGAAGUUAAUAUCUAUGCUCUGAAGGACUCUUUGACCAGCAGACCUACCCAAGGUGUAGUUAAUACUCUGGAAAAUGUUAGUGCUCCCCGUAGGGCUCGUGUCACAGAUGUCACAGAGCGAACCAUCACAAUUACCUGGCGCACCAAGACAGAGGCCAUCACCGGUUUCCAGAUAGAGGCCGUUCCUGCAGGUGGUCAGAAUCCAAUUCAAAGAACAAUUAGUCCUGAUGUGAGAACCUACACCGUCACUGGCUUGCAACCUGGUACUGACUACAAGAUUUUUAUCUAUGCACUGAAUGAGAAUGCUCGCAGCUCCCCAGCAGAGCUUGAUGCUUCCACUGCCAUUGAUGCACCUUCCAAUCUGCGCUUCCUCACAACUACAAGCAACUCCUUGUUGAUCAGCUGGCAGCCACCACGGGCUAAGAUCACCGGCUACAUGAUCAAAUAUGAGCAAGUUGGCGGCCCAACCCGGGAGCUAAUUCCUCGUCCUCGUCCUGGUAUUACUGAGGCCACUAUCACAGAUCUGGAGCCAGGGACAGAAUAUAUCAUUUAUAUAAUUGCUGUCAAGAAUAAUCAGAAGAGUGAACCAUUGAUUGGAAGGAAAAAAACAGAUGAGCUUCCCCGGCUGGUAACUCCGCCGCAUUCUGGUAAAAAGAUGACAGAGAUCUUGGAUGUGCCUUCUGUUCUGGAAAAUGUACCUUACCUCACAAACAACCCCUAUGACAGUGGAAACGGUAUCCCAAUUCCAGGUUCUUCUGGUCAGCAACCCAUCCUGAGCAACCCAGGUCAGCAAGUCAUUGUGGAAGAAUUUGCGUCUCGAACCCCCCCAACUCCAGCAACUCCCGAUAGAGAAGAACAGCCAGUCGUGUUGAUCCGUCAUCCCUUUCAGGUUCCUGUUGACAAACCUUCUUAUCAUCACACCCUGCUAUCCAAGGAUAAUUACACAAGGCCCCAGGAAGCACUUUCUCAGACAACUAUCUCGUGGACACCUUACACAGAUAGCUCUGAAUACAUUAUUUCUUGCCAACCGGUCAGUGCUGAAGAAGAACCUAUUGAGAUCAAAGUUCCUGGCGGGUAUUCUAGUGCUACUCUUAUGGGUCUUACUAGGGGGGCAACCUACAACAUCAUAGUAGAAGCAGUUGAAAAUCGGAGAAGACACAGACUUCUUGAAGAGAUGGUUACAGUGGGCAAUGAUGUUUCUGAAAGAUUAAGCCCACCCACUGAUGAUGUAUGUUAUGAUACCUUCACUGGUUCUUUCUAUUCCAUUGGGGAUGAAUGGGAAAGGCUGUCGGACACUGGAUUCAAAUUGUGGUGCCAAUGUUUAGGUCUUGGUAGUGGACAUUUCAGAUGUGAUUCUUCAAAGUGGUGUCACGACAAUGGGAUGAACUAUAAGAUCGGUGAGAAGUGGGAUAGGCAUGGAGAGAAUGGCCAGGUGAUGAGCUGCACUUGCCUUGGAAAUGGAAAAGGAGAAUUCAAGUGUGACCCUCAUGAAGCGACUUGUUAUGAUGAUGGGAAGAUGUAUCAUGUAGGAGAGCAGUGGCAGAAAGAAUAUCUUGGGGCCAUCUGCUCAUGUACCUGCUACGGGGGACAACAGGGCUGGCGUUGUGACAAUUGCCGCAGACCUGGUGCAUCUGAAGGUUCUCCUAGUCAAACCUAUUUACAGAGAGAGCAGCAAAGCCCAAACACGCAGAACAUCCAUUGUCCAAUUGAAUGCUUCUACCCCUUACAUCUACAUUCCGAUGCCCAGAACCAACGUGGAGAUUAAUUAUCAAGAUUUUAACAUCAAGCAAAAAGAGGUUGCAGCCAAGACUAUCACUAUAAAUACUGCCAGGAGAAAGCAGAUCUAUCUUAUCUUGGGGUAAUGAAAGCAUUUAGCUCUCAUAUUUGGGCUCCAUAAAAUCUGGAUGACCACAGGUUUGUAGCAAAGACACUUUAGAUUCUUUUCUGCCUUCUGGUGGUCAUCUGGGUUUUCCUACCCCAGGCCUGAUAGCUUUACAACAGCUGCACCUCUCCACUUCUGCUGCGCUUGUCCAAAGGAGGCCCGUUCUGGUGCAUUUCAAUUCUUCUUUUCAUCAAGGAAGCAUAUAUCCUGUCCAUUCUUUUCCCAAAGUCUUUCAAUAUUUUCCUUAAAGCAACUAUUGCUAAUAAUAAACGCUCAGCAAUUUGUAAACACCCUCAGGACCAUAAAAAUGGGAGAGAGAAAAUACUGAAUAUUCAAAUGAAAAUCCAAGGAGGAAAUAUGUUCUGCUAACCAUGCAGGCGUCAAUGGGAACUACAUAUCCUAUUACUGUGAUAUUUAUAAUAUGCACAGCCUUAAUCUUUAUAAAUGAUCCUAUUUUUCCCCUAGCAGUAUAUAUGUAUCUCAUACUGUUAUUUAUCAACAUCAAUUUCCUUCUAUUCCUCCCUCCCCCCAAUCUCUAAAUGUCCUUACAAGAAAAUACAUUAAAGACAUUUAGUAUACUGUGGACAGAAAAAUUUGGUAUAAUUAUGAUCAGUGAUUAUUUUUUAUACUGUAAGUGCCAAAGCUUUCUGCUGUGAGAGACAAUUCUUUUAAUAAAAGGUUUCACCAAAUUGUC